AUGCACCUCGCCCAGGUUGCGGUUCUGCUGACUUGCGGCCUCGCCUCACCCGCGGCCGCUCGCCAUGCUUCGGGCGCCGGUGUAGAGAACGUCGCCAGAGCCGUCCCAGGCAGUGGCAGCCAGUCGGGCAGCCAGGCGGGCAGCCAGUCGCGUGUAUGGUAUUCCAUUCGAUGCGGCCGCGAACUGACACGGACGUUCCCGGCUGUUUGCUACACACCUACCGCGCGUUGCGACGGCGAGAACUAUGUCAACCCGCUCUACAUGGAGCAGUGCAGGGCCUGCACGUGCGAGAAGCAGCUCAAGAGGCCAGACGUCGGCAACAACCAGGGCUCGUAUGCUAGAAAGAGGAACAGGGCGACUGCCGUCAGUCCAGUGGUCACGCCCGCUCCGGACAUGAGGUCCAAGCGGGAGCCGUCCCCAGAAAAGCACAAGGGCAAGAAGAAGAAGAAGACGACGACGAAGACGACCCAGACGAAGACGACGAAGACGACACAAACGAAGACGAAGACGACAGCCAAGCCGACGCCUCCGCCAACUCCGACUCAGAAACCUGCCCCCCACGUUUAUGACGAUGAAGAUGAUGGGGAUGUCUAUAAGAGGCUCAACAAAGACUUGGAGGUUGAAAGAAGGGAUCCGUCUGCGAACAAGAAGACAAAGACGGUGCGGUUCGUCGUCCGGAGCCCCCAAACCGACAAGGGUGAGCCCAUCACGCCGACGACCAUGACGACGGCCAUGUCGACAACCAUGUCAACGCCGCAGCCUACAUCGACGCAGGGGCACACGACCGCCUCUUUCCGCGAUUGGGACGACGACGAGGAGUUCAAGAAGAGGAGCCCUGAGACCAUGGAAAAGAGGGACCCGUCUGCGAACAAGAAGACAAAGACGGUGCGGUUUGUCGUCCGGAGCCCCCGAACAGACGCGAGCGAGCCGACCAACACGCCCAGUGUGUAG
Messenger RNA from Purpureocillium lilacinum, 951 nucleotides. RefSeq lists its product as uncharacterized. NCBI's taxonomy places the organism in Eukaryota, Fungi, Ascomycota, Sordariomycetes, Hypocreales, Ophiocordycipitaceae. The record is from RefSeq and is a predicted model, not a curated record.